AGAAGAAAGAUUUCCCUUUUUCAUUUGGACUGAAGAUUAUUGGCACCUUCAGAGCAAAAUUAAAAUUAGCAUUUUUUCCUAAAAUCUAGUAUUUAUUUAAAAAUCUCGAAGGAUACAUAAUUGUAACGCAUUUACGCAGAUAUCAUGAAGUGGUUCGCUGGCUUAGCAUUUUGCCUCGUAGUCGGCUUGGCUUAUUCUGAAGAAGACGUUGCGUAUUUAUCCAACUAUUAUUGCUACCUUGAUAAAGUGUUUCAAUAUAAGGCGAAUGCAGAACUCGGUGGAGGCUGGUGCCAACAUAAACCGAAAAUCGCAAAAUAUCAAAUACAGGCCGCUGAAGAAUGUCAAACAGGAUUUGCUGAUGCAGCAAGGAAAUAUUAUGACAAUUUGAGUGUAGUAUGCAGUGUGGAUUUAGAAAAAGGUUUGGAAGGAAACUGUGCAUCUGAAAUGUUUACUGAUCCUGGAGCUGAAUGUUACUUGGAUUACUUUACAGAAUUAAAGAAAACUGGCACAAAUACAGUUGAUCCAGUAGCCAGGGAAAGAUUUUUGUGCAAACACUUUGAUAAAAUUAUGGCCUGCCAUUACAAAAAAAUUGCACAGAAGUGCAAGAAAGACUACCCAGUUUUUCUUCAAGUUAUGGAUCCUUACAGAGAACUACAACACAGUAUUUGUGCAAUUCUUCCUUCUGAUUCUUAAAAUUGUCGAUAUUGUCAAAGUUAAAUAAAUAAAAAAGUUAGUACUAAA
This is a messenger RNA of Parasteatoda tepidariorum (common house spider), 741 nucleotides long. RefSeq lists its product as uncharacterized. Lineage: Eukaryota; Metazoa; Arthropoda; Arachnida; Araneae; Theridiidae. The record is from RefSeq and is a predicted model, not a curated record.